GAAGUGUGUGAUGAGUUUCGACUUUGACGUUUGACGCUUUAGCUUUGACUUUUGACUUUUAUUUUUUAUGAAGUUUUUUAGGAUAGAAAAGAAAGAAAAUACUUUGGAUAUUAUUUUAUACCAACCUCAUCUGCUUAAACUUACAACUAAAGGUUAUUUAUUCCAAAUGUAAGUUUGCUUUGCUUUAAAAUCAGAAUUAAUGUGCCAGUAUUUCUUUUUAUACCUAUAAUGUUUACAUUUUUAAGUACUCAUGUACCGAAUAGUGUCGUGCAAUUUGCAACUGCUGCGUAUUUUAGAGCACAAGCCCGUUUGAAUAACGGAUUUAGAGGUUUUCACAGUUCACAAGUUACUAUUAAGUUAAAUUCAAUGAAGAUCCAAAUUCUUCCCGCUCUUUCAGAUAAUUACAUGUACUUGAUCACAGAUGAACACUCUAAAGAAGCAGCUGUAGUUGAUCCUGUUGAACCUGAUACUGUGUUACAAGCUGUGCAAACAGAAGGGGCACGUUUAACGAAAAUUUUAACUACUCAUCAUCAUUGGGAUCAUGCAGGAGGAAAUGAACAACUCGUAAAAAAAUUUCCUGGCCCUCUUCAAGUAUUUGGCGGGGAUCAAAGAAUUGGAGCUUUGACAAACUUGGUUAAAGAUAACGAUACAUUUGAUAUAGGAAAUAUAAAAGUUCAAUGUAUAUUUACACCAUGUCAUACAACUGGACAUAUUUGUUAUUACUUAAAUGCGCCUGGCCAGGACCCAGUGGUAUUUACAGGUGAUACCUUGUUUGUAGCAGGUUGCGGAAGAUUUUUUGAAGGAACCGCUGAACAAAUGCAUACAGCCUUGAUAGAGAAGCUGGGUCGCCUCCCUGAUAACACUCAAGUCUUUUGUGGUCAUGAAUAUACAGUGCAAAAUCUUAAAUUUGCCCGAUUUGUGGAUAGAAACAAUCCUGAAGUAUUAAAGAAAAUAGAAUGGGCUGAUGCUAGAAGAAAAAAUGGCCUUCCUACAGUUCCUAGUACAAUAGCUGAAGAGAAGGCAGUUAAUCCAUUUAUGAGGGUUAUGUUGCCGGAAAUACAAAAUCAUGCCGAGUGUAAUUCGUCAGUGACGGCAAUGCAUAAUCUUAGAAAAGAAAAAGAUAAUUUUACUGGAUAAUAUACAGGUGUCUACUACAGAAAAUCGUUAUUGCAAAUUUAUUUUUGUUAUUUUUUUUAUGUAAAUAAAUAUUAAAAGAGUUAAGGGUUACAAAAUAUUCGUAUUAUUUUUUUUAUAAUCUUGUGGAAUGAAUUUUGUGGAAUGAAUUCCAAGAAAUUUAUUUAUUGUAGCAUCAAACACAACAAUGACCAUGCACUUUUUAUUUAAUGUCCUGUUGGCCAUGGAAAAAUGACAAUCAUACUUUGUUCCCUUUACCUGUCACUCUAAACAAUGUAAAUCAAU
This is a messenger RNA of Psylliodes chrysocephalus, 1419 nucleotides long. The record is from the annotation of a GenBank genome assembly. Lineage: Eukaryota; Metazoa; Arthropoda; Insecta; Coleoptera; Chrysomelidae.